AUGAAAAAAGGAGUAAAUAAAAAAUGUUUAACAAAUAACACAUCUACAGAAGUCUUAGAUCUUUACAAUAAACAAAUUAUACCAAACGAGAACUCUCCAACUCAACGAACCAAUAUUAAGACUGAAGGUUGUUUAAAGAAAGGUAUUCUCAAACAAAAAAGAAAACCUUUAAAAAGACAAGCCAAAAACUUGCAGAGGUCUUUAAGCACAACGUCUGAAAGCUGUGAAAUGAGCUCACACAGUGAUUCUGAUUUACAGGGCAUAUUAAGCGAUAAUUCUAAAUUUGUCAUGUCUGAUUGGUCGGACAUAGAUGAUGAAAACCAGAGAAGAAACACUGAUCUAGAUUUAUUAAAGACAUCAGACAUUGACAUAAUAAAAGCAUUACAGAUUGAUGAUAUAAUGGAAUUGACAGACACUGAAAACGGCCAAAAAAAGAAGCAUUCAACGAGAAAUGAUAGAACACAAAGAAGCAUAAAUAACGAUCUGAAGAUGAAUGAUAAUCCACAAAAAGAAAAAAAUUAA
This is a messenger RNA of Parnassius apollo (apollo), 522 nucleotides long. The record is from the annotation of a GenBank genome assembly. Lineage: Eukaryota; Metazoa; Arthropoda; Insecta; Lepidoptera; Papilionidae.